Molecule: messenger RNA, 723 nt
Organism: Nerophis lumbriciformis (worm pipefish)
Lineage: Eukaryota; Metazoa; Chordata; Actinopteri; Syngnathiformes; Syngnathidae
Source: RefSeq, a predicted model, not a curated record
AUGUCGGCGCCAGUCCGGCCCAGCAACGUGACCAACAAGCGCGACGCCAAAUCGGUGAAUUCGCGCGUGUUCAUCGGCAACCUGAACACGGCGCUGGCGACCAAGCGCGACGUGGAGGCUGUCUUCGGCGCGUACGGCCCCGUGCUGGGAUGCUCCGUGCACAAGGGCUAUGCCUUUGUGCAGUAUGGCCGGCGGGGCCACGCCCGCGCCGCCGUGGCUGGACACGACGGACGCAUGCUGGCCGGGCAAACGCUUGACUUGCUUUUUCACCGACAAGUUCGACAACUUCUUUCGGCGCUGCUGCGGAGUGCGGGGUUAUACUUUACAGAGACGCUCAAAGGUGCUGUAAUCCCACCCAUUGACGUGAGCAUGGCGGGCAACGGCGACAAAGGCACCAAUCAAUCCGCGGCUUCUGCGUGGGCUUCCCUCCAACACGUGGAUACCCGCCACCUCCGACAACACUUGUUCUGCACUUUAUUUGAUUUCCAAAGUCGGACGUGGCAACCCGGCGCCCAUCCGGCGUCCUUCGAGUGGCCGCAAAGGGCGUCCCCUAUUGUCCGGAGACCACCGCACGGCAUCAUCUGCGGCAAAGGCACAGGAAAAGGAGUUCAACUUGAGGUUGUCAGGUCUCAGCUGACUGAAAUCAAAGAAAACGUCGACACGCUGCUGGGACGUCUGGAGCGCAUCGUGAAGGCGCGCACAGGUGGAGCUAUAUGGAGGUAG